GAGCCGGAGGCGAUGGCGGCCGCCGACCCGCCGGGCGCCGGGGACCUCUCGCAGCUGGCGGAAGAUCUGCUGUGUCAGUUGCAGGAGAAUUUUCAAGCUCUGACUGAAAAGAUAACGCUGAGAAUGGAAGAAAUGGGCGAGCGCAUUGAUGACCUUGAGAAGCAUGUUGCUGACCUGAUGACAGAGGCUGGGAUAGAAAACACCAAUGAAGAGUUGAGACACUGAAAUGAGGAUGUGAUCAAGAAAGAUAAAGGGAGAACAGCACCGCACUGAAUCGGGGAGUUUACAAUCAGUGUCACUAGUCACAAAAAGUGUUAGUGAAAACAAACAUGCUUGCAUCAUGUCACAAUAGAAUCUUUUUUUUUUAACUAUUGCUCCAGAAAAAAAGUAGAAAGCUGUCCCCAUCUAAAUGGGACACUGUAUUUCCUGUAAUUGGGAAAGAACUGUUAGUUUCAGGGAAGGCAAAACCACUCUUUUGGAUAGAAAACUGUAUCCUAUAUAGUGAACUUAUAUAGUCACAAACUUUUUCAAUGUAUGAAAUGUAUUUCAUUUAUUUUAAUAAUAUUAAAUUUUUCAUCCUA
This is a messenger RNA of Gymnogyps californianus (California condor), 581 nucleotides long. It is a transcript of the gene HSBP1L1, whose product is annotated as heat shock factor binding protein 1 like 1. Gene Ontology annotation, biological process: cellular heat acclimation. NCBI's taxonomy places the organism in Eukaryota, Metazoa, Chordata, Aves, Accipitriformes, Cathartidae. Gene Ontology annotation, molecular function: transcription corepressor activity. Bases 13 to 225 code for a protein of 70 amino acids. The transcript is spliced from 4 exons. Gene Ontology annotation, cellular component: nucleus; cytosol. The record is from RefSeq and is a predicted model, not a curated record.